GAGAAAUUAAUGCACGCACCCCAACACCACAAACCAAAAAAAGAAGGGGGAUGAAGAACCUCCUUAUCCCCUCCUCCAUUGAACUCCUCAUCCUUCCAUCUAUCUUCUUCCUCUUACUUUCUUCCAACGCCAUUAACGCUGAUCAAUACAACAAACUCGGUCAGAACUCUUACAUACAAUGCCUCCGCAACCACUCUGUUCCCUCCCAUCUCUACUUCACUCCUCACUCCCCUUCCUACAACUACUUCUUCUUCUCCUCCGUCCGCAACCGCCGCGCCCUCCUCAACUCCUUCAAGCCACUUCUCAUCUUCCUCCCCGCCGUAGAAAAUCACGUUCAAGCUGCCGUUCUCUGCUCCGGCAGCCUCUCCAUUCCUAUCCGCACCCGAAGCGGUGGCCAUGACUAUGAGGGUCUCUCCUACACUUCCACUUCGAGCCAGUUCGUGCUUAUCGAUCUCCAAUUUUUAUCCUCCAUUAACGUGGAUUAUAGGUACUCUCGUACAGCUUGGGUGCAAGCAGGUGCUUCUCUUGGCAAGCUCUACCACACCAUAGCUAACAAGAGUAGCACCGUCGCAUUUCCGGCGGGCCUCUGUCCGACAGUCGGCGUAGGCGGACAUUUAAGCGGAGGUGGAUUGGGGACGAUGAUCAGGUCUUUCGGGUUGGCGAGCGACAACGUGGAAGACAUCCGAAUCGUCGUCGCAAGCGGAGAGAUAGUGGAUAGAAAAAUCAUGGGGGAAGAUCUAUUUUGGGCGUUGAGAGGCGGAGGAGGAGCGAGCUUUGGGAUUAUUCUGGCUUAUAAGGUGAGGCUUGUGGAGGUUCCAAACAAGGUAACUGUGUUCACAGUCUCAAAGACAUUGGAGGAGGGAGCGACGAAGCUUGUGGAUAAAUGGCAGCGAAUAGCUCAUAAGGUGGAUAAGAGAUUGUUUAUAAGAACAGUUUUUACGGUGGUGGGAAAUGAUAGUGAAUAUGACGAUCAGAAUAAGACAAAAAGAACAGUACAGGUUUCUUUUAACUCGCUGUUCGUUGGUGAGAUGAAAGAGCUGCUUCUUAUCAUGGAGGAUUGGUUUCCGGAACUCCAGUUGAAGGCAGAGGAUUGUAUUGAGAUGCGCUGGAUUGAGUCAGUUCUUUAUUUUGCAGGAUACCAAGGGAAGCCUUUGAGCAUUCUGCUUGAGAGAUAUUCUCCUGUGUACAACACCUCCUUCAAGCACAAAUCCGACUUCUUCACAAAACCCAUCCCAUUAGAAGGCUGGAGUAGAAUACUGAGGCGUUUCCUCAAGAAAGGAGAGCAACCUAUGAUGAUCAUAGAUCCGUGGGGUGGGAGAAUGGAUGAAAUCUCUGAGACUGAGACAGCCUUUCCUCAUAGGAAAGGAAACCUUUAUAACGUUCAUUAUUUGACAGAGAGGUGGGUGGAAAAUAAUGCUGCAGUAAGUAAGAAGCAUGUGGAUUGGCUGAGGAGGUUUUACAAGUUCAUGACUCCUUAUGUUUCUAAGAAUCCAAGGGCUGCUUAUCUGAACUACAGGGAUUUAGACAUUGGAACGGACGUUAUGGGGAACAAGACAAGUUAUUGGGAGGCAAGAAGGUGGGGUGAAAGGUACUAUAAAGGUAACUUCAAGAGAUUGGCUUACGUGAAGGGUAAUGUUGAUCCUAAUAACUUGUUCAGGAAUGAGCAGAGCAUACCUCCCCUCUUUUCUACUUAAUUUUUUUAGACUGGCUUUUUAAUUGCUUCUUAAAGCAGUUUUUUAGUUAAUUUUUAAACUAAAAAGCUGUUUUAAGAAGCAGCAAGAAAGCUGUCCCAAACGAAAAGCUCAAAGGUGAGAAAUGGUUUAUUUGAUUUAAAUAACAGGGAGGACCACGCACUAUGUAUUAAGCUAUAUUAUUAAUUUGGAACUUGCUGUGUGUGAGUUGUCCUU
This is a messenger RNA of Dendrobium catenatum, 1907 nucleotides long. RefSeq names its product berberine bridge enzyme-like 22. The record is from RefSeq and is a predicted model, not a curated record. Gene Ontology annotation, molecular function: oxidoreductase activity; FAD binding. NCBI's taxonomy places the organism in Eukaryota, Viridiplantae, Streptophyta, Magnoliopsida, Asparagales, Orchidaceae. The transcript is spliced from 3 exons. Bases 51 to 1694 code for a protein of 547 amino acids.